AUGAAGUUCCCCAACGGGAGCAAGAUAGUCAGACAAGGCCGUAAGCGCAAGGAAAUAUGGAAUUUUGAGAAUAACUGUUUUUGUGAUACCAAAGUUUCUCUGGUUUUCAACAAAAUUAACCACCAUGAUGAAGAUCCUGAGGUAGAAGUUGACAAUGAUUUUGAUUUGGAAGACAUAGAAUAUGAUAUCAAACCAUUCGAAACCACUCAACUCUGUAAAGUAUCAAAGAAAUAAAGGAAGUACUUAUGAGCCUGAAAUUAGAGUAGAGUACAUUCCAAUAGAUAUUGAACGCCAAACAGAAAUCCUUCAUUCAGAAACAAGUGGUUUUAAGGAGAAGAUUGCUGUAAAAAUGGAUCUUUGCAAUGAGCUUCCUUUCAAUUUGGCCUCUAUAAAGCAUCUGCAGGAGAAGUUAAUUAAGAAAAAUAUCAAACAUUUCGUAGAUCCUCAGUUUCCACCAAUGAAAAGUAGUUUGUAUGACCCAAUCCUGAAUGAAGAUUACCCCUUAGACUAUGUAGUCCAUUGGAGAAGGCCAUUUCAGUUUAUGAGUGAAAAUCCGACCAUUUUUUAGAGAUGAAAUCACCCCUCACGGUCUAUCUUACGGUACAGGGAAUAGAUCUUGGUUUGUAUCAGCCCUCGCUUCGCUUGCAAGGAGACCAGAAUUGAUCAAAAGGAUGUUCAUCAAUACAAAAUACACAGAAUUUGGAAUCUAUAGGCUAAGACUCUACCGAAUGGGUGAAUGGGUUCUUGUAACAAUAGAUGAUUACAUUCCAUGAUUUUAUAAGGGUCAACCGAUGUUUACGAGAGGGAGAGAAAAUCAGCUAUGGCCUCUACUCAUUGAAAAAGCAUAUGCAAAGCUUCUUGGAUCUUAUGAAGCACUCAAUAACGGAGACGCUGCCAGGGCCUUGUUUGAUCUCACAGGAAUGCCAAUUCUUCAACUUAAUUUCAGUGAAGAUAUAUCUGAUGAGGAAGAGGAAGAUGAGGAUUUCAUGCUCCAACCAUACUGAAAUGACAAGCUUCAAUGAGAUCUGGAGGGACUUCCAAAAUAUCAAAUUUUUGAGCUUAUUAAAGAAAGAUUAGAGAAAGGCAACAUAAUUUGUGCUAGAGCAAGAGGCGAACCACUUGAGGACACAUUUGACUCAGAAGAAGAAAUUGAUGCAGACGAAAUAGAGAUCCUUAAUUCACAUUUCUAUGCUAUUCUUGAGGUAAAAGAGACAGAAGAAGAGGAUCUGAAAAUUCUGGUACAAAAAUAGCUUCCAGGAUUGUAACUGGAUGGGAGAGGUCAACAAGUCUCCACUCUGGGACGAUAAUAAUGUUAAACUUCAAGGAAUGAGUGAUACCACAAAUAUCAAACUUUACUCUUCUCUUGGCCAUGACAGAGAUAGACUAAUCAGGCUUAACCCUCAAAAUGGAAGAGUUAUAGAAGCAGCUGUAUGGAUUCACCUAGAUGAUUUCUUAAAAGAAUUUGAAUAUCUGAGUGUCUGCAGAACAGACAUCAAAGAAUCUACGUUCCUUAAGGGAAAGUUUAUAUCUGCUGAGAAAAAUGAGACUGAGAAUCAAGAAGCAAUAGUUUCCAAAUGCUUCUACACGAUAGAUGUAAAAAGAAACAACACAGAAAUAAUCAUGGGAAUACACCAAGAAGACCAAGAUAUUCUAGGAGGAUACCUACGAAGUAAUAUAGACAUGGGAUUUGCUAUUAUUGAAGAAGACGAUUCCUACUACUGGCUGUAUGAUUACCUUGAGAUGCGUAAGGAAAGAGAUAUCUUCUUUAAAGCCUCAUUAAAUAAGGGCAGAUAUCAUAUAGUCCCAAUGACGACAGGUGUUUUCUUGAGAAGGCCAUUUCACUUGGAUAUCCAAAAAGUUCCAGUAGAUCCUGUUCACCCCUACAGAUAUUCUGAGCUACAUCCAUACCUCGACUCUGUCCUGAGUGAUCUGUUCAGAAAAUCUGACUUUAGAUGAAACUCAUUGUUAGAAGCAUCUGAAUUGAAUGGGUUUGGAGAGAUUAUCAGCAACAAAUAUUUGUCAAGCAUAACCCAAUCUGAUUUUAACAAAACUAAUUUUGAUAAAGCAAGCUGCACUAAGAAAGGACUAACCGAGUUCGGCUUCAAAUCUGUGAUAAUGAAAGAGUACCAUGACAGAGAAGAGAAAUUUGCAAAAGUGCUGAAGAAGCUUGGAUACGACAUUGGUAUGUUCUCAGCAAAAAGCAGAAUUUUUAUGAUGUCAUUCUAUUCCAACAGAAAUUUACAAAUCAAAAGAGAAGAUUGAGUCAAUAGAUAUAUGAACUCGUGGGCAUGGGACUUAUAUAUGGAAGAGAGGCUAUACUUCGAUGGCGAAGGGCCAGAUCCUACCGAGGAAGAGGAUUGUUUGUGAUUCUCAGUAAAACACCCUCACAUUAACGGAAUCAGCUAUGGUGUGUCCAAUACAGAUAGUGAUUGUAAGAAACAUAUUUCAAUCGAUAUGAACCAGACUGAUGAUGCAUACUUCUCUCCAGCAUACGGAAUCAAGGAUCAUACAGUUGAUCCAGAUUGCAUUGAAUACCUCUGAUCUGUGGCUAUAGAUCCCGAGUAUUCUGAAGAUUUCAUGUAUUCUCAUUUCGAAUACGAUGCUGACAUUGUAAAUGGAUCUGAGGUAGGAGAUGAUGACAUGAAUGAAUCUGAAGAAUCUGAACAAUCAGAGAGAUCUGAUCAAUCAGAAAAUUCUGAAGAUGAGUAAUAAUCCUUUCAAUUUCAGAGCAAA
Messenger RNA from Moneuplotes crassus, 2733 nucleotides. NCBI's taxonomy places the organism in Eukaryota, Ciliophora, Spirotrichea, Euplotida, Euplotidae. The record is from the annotation of a GenBank genome assembly.